This is a messenger RNA of Triticum urartu, 966 nucleotides long. Its product is annotated as membrane metalloprotease ARASP, chloroplastic. Lineage: Eukaryota; Viridiplantae; Streptophyta; Magnoliopsida; Poales; Poaceae. Gene Ontology annotation, cellular component: membrane. The record is from RefSeq and is a predicted model, not a curated record. Gene Ontology annotation, biological process: proteolysis. Gene Ontology annotation, molecular function: metalloendopeptidase activity; protein binding.
CCCGGACCGCCUCCUCGUCGUCUCCGCGGGGGUCAUCGCCAACCUCAUCUUCGCCUUCCUCAUCAUCUACGCCCAGGCGGUCACCGUCGGCGUCCCCGUCCAGGCGCUGCUCUCCGGCGUCCUCGUCCCCGACGUCGUGCCCGGCUCCGCCGCCGCGCGCUCCGGGCUGCUCGCCGGCGAUGUCAUCCUCGCCGUCCCCGGCGCCGCGCCGGACCCGUCCGUGCCGGCCCUGGUCGACCUCAUCAAAUCCAGCCCCAACAAGAAGGUCCUCCUCAAGGUGUCAAGAGCCGGGCCUGCGGCCGGGGACAAGCCGCAGUUCCUCGACCUCACCGUCGUGCCGGACACGAGCGUCGACGGGACGGGGCGCAUCGGCGUGCAGCUGUCGCCCAACUACCGGGCCACGCGCGUGCACCCAAGGAACGCGUCCGAGGCCACCGUCCUCGCCGUGCGCGAGUUCAGGGCGCUGGGCGGGGCCGUGCUCGACGGGCUCCGGCAGACGUUCCUCAACUUCUCGCAGACGGCGGAGAAGGUGUCGGGCCCGGUCGCCAUAAUCGCCGUCGGCGCGGAGGUGGCGAGGUCGAGCGCCGACGGGCUGUUCCAGUUCGCGGCGAUCAUCAACCUCAACCUCGCGGCGAUCAACCUGCUGCCGCUGCCGGCGUUGGACGGCGGGACGCUGGCGCUGAUCCUUCUGGAGGCGGCCCGCGGCGGGCAGAAGAUCCCCCGUGAGAUCGAGCGGAGGAUAAUGUCGUCGGGGAUAUUGCUGGUGCUCAUGGUCAGCAUGUUCCUCAUCGUGCGCGACACGCUCAAUCUAGACUUCAUCAAACAGAAUAUGUAGAUUCUUUUAAGUCCGAGAGAACAUUUUGCAGUAAAUCUGUUCCUGUUUGUAAGACGAAGCCAUGCAUGUAUGUAUCUCUUGCACAAAUUCUUACAAAAAGCAACGGAGAUAGUAGAACCGAUUUGCAACCA